Molecule: messenger RNA, 2604 nt
Organism: Rhincodon typus (whale shark)
Lineage: Eukaryota; Metazoa; Chordata; Chondrichthyes; Orectolobiformes; Rhincodontidae
Gene: pin1
Product: peptidylprolyl cis/trans isomerase, NIMA-interacting 1
Exons: 3
Coding region: 1093-1614 (173 amino acids)
Cellular component (GO): nucleus; cytosol
Molecular function (GO): protein binding; peptidyl-prolyl cis-trans isomerase activity
Source: RefSeq, a predicted model, not a curated record
AAUAUGAAGAAUGCAGCAAAGCAGAAAUUUAAUCAGAAGAAUAAGAUUCUGUGAAUAAGAGGAUCAUAGUACCAAAUUCCUUAUGAAUUGAAACUGAAAUCUGUCACUUACACAUGUCAAGGAAGCUGUAUGUCAGGUUUGAAUGUUGUUCUCUCAGUAGUGGUCUGUUUGCGUAUACAUUGACUGCCAGGAUUAAAUUCACAGUUGAUUUGUACAGAGGCUGCAGUCUUUAUACAUGAUGGGAGCACACUUUUCUGUGAAUGACCUCCAAGACCAACAAAAGGGGAAAAACUCCUCAAGCAGGCACCAAAUAAGUUUGUUGACCAACAACAAAUAUUAUGCAUUUAAGGUUAGAGUUUCUGUAGUUGUCAUGUGUUUUUGUUUUGUUUUUUUUUUGGACAUAUGGAUCUCAGUGCUGUGACAAGUUGUGAUAGAUAAAUCUCUGUGCUAUUAAUUCCUAAUGAUUUUUGUGUAAUUUUGUGCUUUUGAGGUGAUGGAUGCGAAGAAGGUUUGAUGCCACAAAUGCUGUCUGUCCUCUAGGCUGCUCACUGUCCAGUUAGCCAUACUGGAGUUACGUGUAUGCAUAUGGCAAAUGAUGGAAUGAAGUAAAUUAAGCUAUGGUGCCCAGUACUGAUGAACAUUUUCUUUCAACAUGCUUUUGGGGUUGUGCAUCCUAUGGCUUUAGCCAGGGGACAGUUGUAAAACUAUCUUGCCAAGUUCAGGCUCUGUAAGGAUGUAGCUGCAAUAUCUGGGCUGAAAUUUGAGUGCUGCACUGUUGGAAAUUGGUGAAACGAUUGAAUGAAGUUCUAACUGCCCUCGUGACAGUCAAUUCUAACAUCAACAGGGGUGUUCGUUGGCCGAUAUUCAUCCACCUGGCUGCAUCUCUUUCUAAAAAAAAAACUAGUCGUAAUCAUUUUUUUAAGGCCUUGCUUUUACAUUUCUUUCGAAAUGUAGUCAUUGCUGUAUUGUAAGUAUUUAAAUUGUUGUAAUGUGUAUUUUGUAAUGAAGGAUGUUGUAGAAACCCAUGUUGAUAUCCAGUGCCCAUGGAACUGCAUCUGAGACUUCUGAAGAAAUGGGGACAAGGGUUCUGGAAUGGAGCAAGGAAGGAGAAACUAUUCGAGUCAGGUUCUGCAAGGUGUGUUCUUGAUUGGUUUGCUUGCAUCUCUGAUGCCAUUUAAUAUUUCUUUUGCAGGUCGCAUUUACUUCUUCAAUCAUAUAACUAAUCGGAGUCAAUGGGAGCGUCCAAAAGCUGGGGGGAAUUACAAUUCUGUUGAGCCUGACAAAGUUCGCUGUUCCCACCUGUUAGUGAAGCACAACCAGUCACGCAGGCCUUCUUCAUGGAGACAGGAGGAGAUCACACGCAGCAAAGAGGAGGCACUAGAGACAUUAAAUGAAUACAUCCAAAUGAUCAAAUCUGGAGAUGCAACAUUUGAACAUUUAGCAUCCAAAUACAGUGAUUGCAGCUCGGCAAAGGAAGGGGGAGAUCUGGGCUAUUUUGGCAAAGGCCAAAUGCAGAGACCAUUUGAAGAAGCCACAUACGCACUGAAAAUUGGAGAGAUGAGUAACCCAGUAUUUACAGAUUCUGGUAUUCAUAUCAUCCUCCGCACUGCUUAAAGUGCCUCCUUUUGUUUUGUCUUUGCAAAGUGAAUAACAGCCACUAUUGAAGACCCUGGUGAAAACCACUCACUUCACAGUCUAAUAAAUAUCUUGUUCUCCCCAGUAUUUAAUAACUUUGUCUUUAGCCGUUGUCCAACGCUCUUGCAGGCACUUGAGACAGAGGGAAAGAACUGGUCUUAAUAGUUAUAGAAACAGAAUGUUUAAAAUAUCACUGUCUCUUCACAGCAGCCCAACUAUCAGUUCAGUGUAUAGGAUGACAUGCAGUUAGUGCCAGACUGAGCUGUAAUUGCUUUUACACUGUUGUAGCGCUUCUGCUAUGCAUUGUGUUAAAAGAGACUGUUUGAAUUUUAUUGGAGUAACGCAGGCAUAAUUGCAACAAAAUUAAUGUUUAUUUUCCCAAUGCAGAGAACUUUUGGGAUUGAUUAUCAUUUCAGAUCUUCAUUCAGCAUUGCUUGACUUGUUAUCAGAUUACACUAAUACACAAGCUGUUUGGUCGUAUAACUGUUUGAAUUCUUAUGGUGGUAGUAGCAUUCAUUAAAACAGGUUGGUAGUUAGCAGCAGUGCCCACCACCUCCUUCAGAAAAAGUGCAUAAGCCCUCAGCAUGUAGGCAGUGUUUUAGAUCACCCUAAUCUUUGGUUGCUGACCUCUUUGAUUCACAACAGUUCAAAUCACCUGUUUGACAGCAGUUCUGUUUGUAAGUGCAUUUUUCCACUGAUCGUUCCUUCCACAAGGUACUGCUGGAAACAACCCUGAGAAAUAAUUGUCAAGAUCUGAACUACUGGUGAGAGAGAAUAUGAACCGAAUAACUUUGUUCCUUUCUAUUGCUUAAGGUUCCUUCCAGCUGGUAUACUUGUGUUUUUUCUUUUCAACGGUUCAAAGUGCACUGAAGGUGCACUCAACUGCAAAAAGAAACUGAGGUUAUGGGAAAUGUAAGGUUAUUAUUUGUCUGGCUUUAAUUCAAAAUAUUAAAGAGAUUCUCCACAAUA